Carlito syrichta (Philippine tarsier) is the source of this 4920-nucleotide messenger RNA. RefSeq names its product PNN interacting serine and arginine rich protein (gene PNISR). Gene Ontology annotation, cellular component: nuclear speck; presynaptic active zone. Bases 243 to 2681 code for a protein of 812 amino acids. Gene Ontology annotation, molecular function: RNA binding. The transcript has 13 exons. The record is from RefSeq and is a predicted model, not a curated record. NCBI's taxonomy places the organism in Eukaryota, Metazoa, Chordata, Mammalia, Primates, Tarsiidae.
AUUAUUAUUCACUUCCGGGUGAGGCCAAUCGGGCGCCAUCUUGUCUUGUUCGUCAAGAAGUAGAAGCAUCGAAAGGGUUGGAGAAGGUAUUACAGGAACGGUGGCAGCAAGGGUGUUCCGGAACCAGAGUGGGGCAUAAAUAAUCUUGCUGCUAUGCUUCCAAGCUGUAGUCUGACUCAGCCUAAGAUUUAAACCGAAGGUGAACCUCUGAGAGAAAAUUCAAGUAUAUUUUAAAAGAAAGGAUGUGGGAUCAAGGAGGACAGCCUUGGCAACAAUGGCCCUUAAACCAGCAACAAUGGAUGCAGUCAUUCCAGCACCAACAGGAUCCAAGCCAGAUUGACUGGGCUGCAUUGGCUCAAGCGUGGAUUGCCCAAAGAGAAGCCUCAGGACAACAAAGCAUGGUAGAACAACCACCAGGAAUGAUGCCAAAUGGACAAGAUAUGUCUGCAAUGGAAUCUGGUCCAAACAAUCAUGGGAAUUUUCAAGGGGAUUCAAACUUCAACAGAAUGUGGCAACCAGAAUGGGGAAUGCAUCAGCAACCCCCACACCCCCCUCCAGAUCAGCCGUGGAUGCCACCAACACCAGGCCCAAUGGACAUUGUUCCUCCUUCUGAAGACAGCAACAGUCAGGACAGUGGGGAAUUUGCCCCUGACAACAGGCAUAUAUUUAACCAGAACAAUCACAACUUUGGUGGACCACCCGAUAAUUUUGCAGUGGGGCCAGUGAACCAGUUUGACUAUCAGCAUGGGGCUGCUUUUGGUCCACCGCAAGGUGGAUUUCAUCCUCCUUAUUGGCAACCAGGACCUCCAGGACCCCCAGCACCUCCCCAGAACCGAAGAGAAAGACCAUCAUCAUUCAGGGAUCGGCAGCGUUCACCUAUUGCACUUCCUGUGAAGCAGGAGCCUCCACAAAUUGAUGCGGUAAAACGCAGGACUCUUCCAGCUUGGAUUCGUGAAGGUCUUGAAAAAAUGGAACGUGAAAAGCAGAAGAAGUUGGAGAAAGAAAGAAUGGAACAACAGCGUUCACAAUUGUCCAAAAAAGAAAAAAAGGCCACAGAAGAUGCUGAAGGAGGAGAUGGCCCUCGUUUACCUCAGAGAAGUAAAUUUGAUAGUGAUGAGGAAGAUGAGGACACUGAAAAUGUUGAGGCUGCAAGUAGUGGAAAAGUCACCAGAAGUCCAUCUCCAGUUCCUCAAGAAGAGCAGAGUGAACCUGAGAUGACUGAAGAAGAGAAAGAGUAUCAAAUGAUGUUGCUGACAAAAAUGCUUCUGACUGAAAUUCUACUGGAUGUCACCGAUGAAGAAAUUUAUUAUGUAGCCAAAGAUGCACACCGAAAAGCAACGAAAGCUCCUGCAAAACAGCUGGCACAGUCCAGUGCACUGGCUUCCCUCACUGGACUCGGUGGACUGGGUGGUUAUGGAUCAGGAGACAGCGAAGAUGAGAGGAGUGACAGAGGCUCUGAGUCAUCUGACACUGAUGAUGAAGAAUUAAGGCACCGAAUCCGGCAAAAACAGGAAGCUUUUUGGAGGAAAGAAAAAGAACAGCAGCUAUUACAUGAUAAACAGAUGGAAGAAGAAAAGCAACAAACAGAAAGGGUUACAAAAGAGAUGAAUGAGUUUAUCCAUAAAGAGCAAAAUAGUUUAUCACUACUAGAAGCAAGAGAAGCAGAUGGUGAUGUGGUUAAUGAAAAGAAGAGAACUCCAAAUGAAACUACAUCAAUUUUAGAACCAAAAAAAGAGCAUAAAGAAAAGGAGAAACAAGGAAGGAGUAGAUCAGGAAGUUCUAGUAGUGGUAGUUCCAGUAGCAAUAGCAGAACUAGUAGUACUAGUAGUACCGUCUCUAGCUCUUCAUACAGUUCUAGCUCAGGUAGUAGUCGCACUUCUUCUCGGUCUUCUUCUCCUAAAAGGAAAAAGAGACAUAGUAGGAGCAGAUCUCCAACAAUUAAAGCCAGACGUAGCAGGAGUAGAAGCUACUCUCGCAGAAUUAAAAUAGAGAGCAACAGGGCUAGGAUAAAGAUUAGAGAUAGAAGGAGAUCUACUAGAAACAGCAUUGAAAGAGAAAGACGACGCAAUCGGAGUCCUUCCCGAGAGAGACGUAGAAGUAGAAGUCGCUCAAGGGAUAGACGAGCCAAUCGUUCCAGUCGCAGUAGGAGUCGAGAUAGGCGUAAAGUUGAUGAUCAACGUGGAAAUCUUAGUGGGAGCAGUCAUAAGCAUAAAGGUGAGGCUAAAGACCAAGAGAGGAAAAAGGAGAGGAGUCGGAGCAUAGAUAGGAAAAAGAAAGACAAAGAAAGGGAGCGUGAACAGGAUAAAAGAAAAGAAAAACAAAAAAGGGAAGAAAAAGAUUUGAAGUUCAGUAGUCAGGAUGAUAGGUUAAAAAGAAAACGAGAAAGUGAAAGAACAUUCUCUCGGAGUGGUUCUUUGUCUGUCAAAAUCAUAAGACACGAUUCUAGACAAGAUAGUAAGAAAAGUACUACCAAAGAUAGUAAAAAACAUUCAGGCUCUGAUUCUAGUGGAAGGAGCAGUUCUGAAUCUCCAGGAAGUAGCAAAGAAAAGAAGGCUAAGAAGCCUAAACAUAGUCGAUCGCGAUCCAUGGAGAAAUCUCAAAGGUCUGGUAAGAAGGCAAGCCGCAAACACAAGUCUAAGUCCCGAUCAAGAUCAACAACCCCUCCCCGUCGUAAGCGCUGAGGAAUGAUGUGGCAAGAAUGCCAUGAUGUUGUUUAAAAAAUUCCAUGAGUUUUAAGGGCUUGUCUCAUUAUAGAGGCACAUUGUGGCUGUGUAGGUGAAACCAGAAUCUUUUUUUUUAAUCUGUAAAUAGGUGUACCUUUUCCAAUGCUGCUCCAAGUUACUUAAUAGGAUUUCUUUGUAUUACAUUUUUUUCAAAAAAAGAUAGUGCAUAAUAAGACUAUAAAUAUGCCAUUCUCUUUCAGCUGUAACGUUCUUAAAAUUAUUCUUGAAUGUACUGUGAUGUCAAUAAAGCUCUUUAGUUCAUUUUUGUUAAACUCUUGCACCUUAAUUUUAUGAUUUUAAUAUAAGGAACGUACUUUUAUAACAAAGGCAGCUGGAAUUUUGUAUAACAGGUUUUAAAGGUACUUUCUCUCACCUCCCCCCAAAGAAGAUGGUUUUAAACUUAAUAGUUUGUCAAACUUUGUAAAUUGUAUCCAUGGACUUUUGUCAAAUUCUAACUUCAAGGGUAUGGAAGAGGGCUAGAAAUAGGCCUUUGCUUUUCAUUUGGAAACAUCUGACAACUUUCUAAAUUUUUCCUUCUAUUUUGGAGAUUUUUAAUUAACAUAUUCUCUAUGUGUAUAAAGUAUGGUUCACUCCUGUAAAAUGAAAUUGCUGGAAUCAAUCAAGCCGUUGCACCAGUAGAGUUAAUUUGUAAGGAACGAUUGUGUUUGACACUAAUAGUCAAGUCUGGAACUUUAUUCUACAGUCAUCACCCACUUCUGUUUUAGAAGCAUAUUUAAACACUUUGGGGUUAUAGAAACAAGACUCAUGAUUCAGUAUGUUUGUUUAUAUUUUUAAAGUAUAAUAUGACCUCAACUCAGUGGAGGAGUGCUGUAUUAUGCAGGUUUGUGUCAAUUUCAUAACAUUAAAAUAGUCUGAUUUUUGUCAGUUUUUUAAAAUUAUGAUCAGUGAGUGUUCUAGCAGUUUAAGGCAUUCAUGGCGUAGGAGUAGAAAGGGGCUUUCAAAGCAUUUUAACUUAAGUGCUCAGUUGCUUUCAGGGUUCAUUUUGUAUGAUUAUUCACUUAUGCAGUGAUAGCUGAAUCUCAGAAAACAAAUGCUUUUCAAUUUUAAUUUUAAAAGAAAAAGAAGCCAGAUGCAGGACGCAGAAAAGUUUUAAAGUAUGCCUUCUUACCAGCAAUCAUUCAUUUUAAAAAUAAUGCCAGAUUUUUGCCAAGAUCAGUGUUUCCUCAAAAUGAAAUUAGGAAUAGAUUUGUAUAGUGUGCUCUUGUACCUCUACAUAAGAUUCUUUUAUAAUUUUGAGCAGUUAUGCAUUUAUCUAAAGGAAAUAAAUCAACUGUGAAUAAAUGCAUGUUUACCAAAAUGGCUGUUUACAGUGCAUUUAGUUCUGAUAUUUAUAAAGAUGACAUUUCACAGAAUAACUUUAAAAUAGUUAGAAAUUCUGUAUAGUUUAGACGUCAGCCACAUCUGAAGACAAAAUAAAGGAAAAUGUGCAAUAUUUUUUAUGUAGGUGAGCUAAUACAGUAUACCUAAUUGCAGAAUUAUCUGAUUAAUUUGUAAUAGAUAAGUUGUAUAACAUUUUCAUAUCUUAAAAUGUUUUUUAGAUCAAUCUUGAAGUGAAAUAUUAUUUUCAAAAUAAAAUUCUACAGAAAAAAUUCUGUUGGCUAUGAUAUUCACAUUUUGGGGACAGAUAUGAGCUAGAGCCAAAAGUGAUAUUUACUCUGCCAUAAUUGCAAGCUGCUUGUCAGAUCUGUAAUUUUUAAAAAAAUUAUCAUGACAUUUGUGAUUAUCAGUAGAUACACCAGUGUUAUAAUUUGUAAUUUGGGUUUUUCAGAUUUUUAAUGGCAAAUUUAGAGAGUUUAUUACUUCCUUGACAUGCAAUGUAGUAUUUACCUUGAGUGGUAAGAUUUUAUAAAAUAGGGUUUCCAUGAUUUAGGAUGUGAAUGCUAAAACUUACAUAUAAGUUAAUUAGAUGUAUAAUUUGGUUAUUAAACUUUUCUAAAAUGGCACCCCAGAAAAUUAAUAGAUUCCGUUUUUGAGACAAUCACUGGUCUGGAUUGGUUAAUCAAUGUCUUCUUUAAAAGGUUCUCUUUUAAAAUAUUUCUAGUGUGUUAAUCAUAAUUGUUUUUUGUGGAGUGGGGUUAAACCACACCAUUAAGGAAAUAAAAUGUAAUUUGGAAAAGGUAAUUAUGAGAUUUGUUUCAGGCCCCAAAAUAAAAAUAAAGAUUGGUGUGGAAUCUCA